This is a messenger RNA of Theobroma umbraticum, 1413 nucleotides long. RefSeq names its product MAK16 protein-like protein. Gene Ontology annotation, cellular component: nucleolus; preribosome, large subunit precursor. Gene Ontology annotation, biological process: maturation of LSU-rRNA; maturation of 5.8S rRNA. The record is from RefSeq and is a predicted model, not a curated record. NCBI's taxonomy places the organism in Eukaryota, Viridiplantae, Streptophyta, Magnoliopsida, Malvales, Malvaceae.
AAGCCACAUAAAACCCUAAACCCCAAAAAAUCCAAAACUUUUCUAUUUCUUUCUUAAUUCAAAUCUCUCGCUCCAAACAGAGGGUAUUUGUAAAUUAAGGAGCGAGAUUUCCAUUGUUGUUCUUUUUGAAUUGAGUUAGCAAAUUAAAGAAGAGAGAUGCAGCACGACGAGGUGAUAUGGCAAGUCAUCAGGCACAAGCACUGCAGUUUCAUGUCCAAAAUAUCUACUGGGAUUUUCUGUAGAAACCCUUAUAACGUCACUGGGAUUUGCAAUCGUAGUUCCUGCCCUCUUGCUAAUAGUCGCUAUGCCACUAUCCGCGACCACGAUGGGGUCUUUUAUUUAUAUAUGAAGACUAUCGAAAGAGCUCAUAAACCCAAUGAUUUAUGGGAAAGAGUAAAAUUGCCCCGAAAUUAUGAGAAGGCACUUGAAGUUAUUGACAAGCAUCUGAUGUAUUGGCCGAAGCUCCUUGUGCACAAAAUAAAGCAGCGUCUCACAAAAAUGACACAGAUGCGCAUCCGUAUGAGAAAACUUGCCUUGAAAACAAGGGAGAAGAUAAUGACUACACCCAGAAAGGAGAAGAAGAGGGAGGCUAGAAGGGAGGAAAAGGCUGAAAAAGCUGCAGUCUUGGAUAAGACAAUUGAGAAAGAGUUGCUUGCACGGCUCGAAAAUGGAAUUUAUGAUGGAAUAUACAACCUUCCCUUCAAUAAAUUUAUUGAAACUCUUGACACAGAUGAACUGCAGGCUGAGGAUGAAAAUGAAGAGGAAUCUGAAGUUGAGUAUGUUGAGGGAAACUUUGAACUUGAAGAGGAAGAUGAUAUAGAAGAUAUGGGUAUGAAGAAUUAUCACAUCAGUAAUGAUGAGGUGGCUGAUGAUGAUGAUGAUGAAGAAGUAAAUGCAGUUGAAGUGAGAAGAAGAUCCAAGUCUGAGAAAGAUGAACCUGGUAAAAGGCUGAAAAAGAAACCAAGGAUCCAUGUUGAGGUUGAACAUGAAGAUGGUGCUGAAAUGCAGAAAGCAACCUUUUGAGUCUCAGUAGCUUGUUCCAUCUAUCAACAAAUACCAUGAAGGCUGCAUAUAAGGUAGUUUUUUGAAUGUGUGUCAUCCUCCUUCCUAACAAUGUGCAGUAUGAGGGAAAUCCAAAGAGGCUUUAGCAUAACCAUGUAACCCUCAAAAAGUUUCAAUGCCAUCUGCCCCCUUUUCCUUUCCGGCUAAACGAAAUCAGAGAAACGAAAGGAAAGAGGAGAGAAGGAAGAAAAGAGAAGGACGAAGAGUUUUGACCCCCCUUUUUUUUUUUUGUUGGUUUAUAGAGUUGAGAAUCAUGUGUUAAAACUUGUUGUAUUUGCAUUUUAACUAUGCAAAGGAAUGUGGGAAGUUAAAGAUGUUUCCAGGCUAAUACAAACUGAGAUUGCUAAUGCA